Messenger RNA from Chroicocephalus ridibundus (black-headed gull), 545 nucleotides. It is a transcript of the gene HSBP1, whose product is annotated as heat shock factor binding protein 1. The transcript has 4 exons. Gene Ontology annotation, cellular component: cytosol; nucleus. Gene Ontology annotation, molecular function: transcription corepressor activity. Gene Ontology annotation, biological process: cellular heat acclimation. NCBI's taxonomy places the organism in Eukaryota, Metazoa, Chordata, Aves, Charadriiformes, Laridae. The record is from RefSeq and is a predicted model, not a curated record. The coding region runs from base 63 to 293 and encodes 76 amino acids.
GUGACGGGCGCGGCCCGGAAGCGGGGCUGCCGGGGAGCCGGGAGCUGAGAGCCGAGCCCGCCAUGGCCGAGACCGACCCGAAGACCGUGCAGGACCUCACCGCCGUGGUGCAGACAUUGCUUCAGCAAAUGCAGGACAAAUUUCAAACCAUGUCUGACCAAAUAAUUGGAAGAAUUGAUGACAUGAGCUGUCGCAUAGAUGACCUGGAGAAGAACAUAGCAGACCUGAUGACGCAGGCGGGAGUGGAAGAAUUGGAAGGCGAGAACAAGACCCCUGCUACUAACAAGAGUUAAAGUUGCCAAUAACUUAAGAUGAAUCCUGGAAGAUUUUUUUUUUUCUACAAAUCCUUGGAAUUACAUAACAGCUUUUUGCAACUACUGUGUGUAAAAGCAUUUUUAUAUUGUUACAGAGCUUGCAUUCCUAAUGUAUAUUGUAUAGUUAGGAAUAGGUUAGUUUAUAUUUUGAUUUGUGUACUGUAAUUUCACUUUUUGAAUUCUUGUUACGAGGAUCAAUUAGUUGUGUUAUUAAAACACAGAUCUUAGAGA